This is a messenger RNA of Sordaria macrospora k-hell, 1923 nucleotides long. RefSeq lists its product as uncharacterized. Lineage: Eukaryota; Fungi; Ascomycota; Sordariomycetes; Sordariales; Sordariaceae. The record is from RefSeq and is a predicted model, not a curated record. Gene Ontology annotation, molecular function: FAD binding; oxidoreductase activity.
AUGGCGACACAACCAGACAACUACUAUGACAUUGUCAUCGUCGGUGCCGGCCCUGUAGGCCUCAUGCUCUCCACCUGUCUCUCACGAUGGGGUUACAAGAUCAAGCACAUCGACAACAGGCCCGAGCCCACCGCCACCGGCCGUGCCGAUGGUAUCCAGCCCCGAUCCCUUGAUCUGCUUCGGAACAUGGGUCUCAAGUCCGCCAUCAUGGCCCACAAGCCCGCGCGCGUGUACGAGGUUGCCUUCUGGGAUCCUCCCAAGACCGGCGGUGGCAUCGUUCGCACCGGCACCUGGCCCAGCUGCCCCGAGUUCAUCGACGCCCGCUACCCCUUCACCACCCUCCUGCACCAGGGUCUGAUCGAGCGCGUGUUCAUCGCCGACCUUGAGAAGAACGGCACCGAGAUCCAGCGCCCCUGGACCAUCACCGGCUUCACCUCUGACGAGAAGGCCGACCCGACCUACCCCGUGACCGUCCAGCUCGCGCACGUCGACGACAGCAGCAAGACGGAGACGGUCAAGGCCAAGUACCUCUUCGGCGGCGAGGGCGCCCGCUCCUUCAUCCGCGACCAGCUCAAGAUCGGCAUCACGCACAAGGACCCCAUCUCGUACGUGUGGGGCGUCAUGGACGGCGUCGUCAAGACCGACUUCCCCGACAUGAAGAUGAAGUGCACCAUCCACUCGGAGCACGGCUCCAUCAUGGUCAUCCCGCGCGAGGCCAACAUGGUGCGCCUGUACAUCCAGAUCGCCUCCUCCACCGACGCCGACUUCCACCCCCGCAAGACCGCCACCGAGGAGGAAGUCCAAGCCGCCGCCAAGCGCAUCCUGGCCCCUUACUCCAUCGAGUGGGAGCGCGUCGAGUGGUACUCCGUCUACCCGAUCGGCCAGGGUAUUUCCGACAAGUACACCCUUGACCACCGCGUCUUCCUCGGCGGCGACGCGUGCCACACGCACAGUCCCAAGGCGGGCCAGGGCAUGAACACGGCCUUCCUCGACGCUUUGAACCUGGCAUGGAAGAUCCACGCCGUCGAAGGCGGUCUUGCAGAGCGCCACAUUCUCGAGACGUACGAGCCCGAGCGCAAGGACGUGGCCGAGACUCUUCUUGCCUUCGACAACAAGUACGCCAAGCUCUUCUCGCAGCGUCCCGACGCGGCCUCCACCGCGCAGGCCACCGCCUCGGGCGUUUCCCACGGCAACCCGGACGCCAAGCAGUCCGCCGAAGAAAACGAGUUCAUCAAGACCUUCAAGGAAUCAUGCGAGUUCACCUCCGGGUACGGCGUCUUCUACAAGCCCAACGCGCUCAACUACUCCUCGUCGCACCCAGCCUCGAGCGCUUCCGCCGCCGCAGAAGCCGCCAACACCACCAAGCUGGUGCCGGGCCGCCUUUUCAUCAACAGCACCGUAACCCGCGUCGUCGACGCCAACGUCGUUCACCUCGAGCAAGAGAUCCCGCUCAACGGCUCUUUCCGUCUCUUCAUCUUCGCCGGCUCCCUCACCAAUCCCUCGCAGAAGACCGCUUUGGAGUCCCUGGCCGCCGGCCUCUCCAAGCCCGACAGUUUUUUCGCGCGCUUCAAGCGUGCCGACAUCGACAGCGUCAGCCACCACGAGCGCCACAACCCGCACAGCAAGUUCUUUACGCUCGCUACCGUGUUCGCGGCCAAGCGCACCGAGGUCGAGAUCAGCCGCGACUUGCCCGAGCUGUUGGCUCGCUACAGGGAUAACGUGUAUGCGGACGACCGGUGGGAUCGUCGCGUUCCUGACGCCAAGGCGGCGGCGCACGCGAAGAUGGGCUUUGAUGAGGAGAAGGGCGGUGUUGUUGUUGUGAGACCUGAUGGAUAUGUCGGCUUUGUUUGCAAGCUUGAGGAGGGCGAGAAGACGGUUGAGGCGCUGGAGAAGUACUUUGGUGCUUUUAUUAGCAAGCAGUAA